This is a messenger RNA of Lotus japonicus, 1548 nucleotides long. Its product is annotated as myb family transcription factor IPN2. The record is from RefSeq and is a predicted model, not a curated record. Bases 182 to 1258 code for a protein of 358 amino acids. NCBI's taxonomy places the organism in Eukaryota, Viridiplantae, Streptophyta, Magnoliopsida, Fabales, Fabaceae. Gene Ontology annotation, molecular function: DNA binding; DNA-binding transcription factor activity. The transcript has 6 exons.
UUAGCUCCUUCCCACAUGCUUUAUACCUGAAGAGGGUAACCAAAGCCAUUCACCACCCCCUUCUCUUCUUCAAAACGCACCCUAUUCUCCUCUAUUUUGCAUCCGCAUUUGUUCUUGAAUCUCUUUGGUAUUCCUCAGAGCCUCUCAUCAGAGAGAAAGAGAACAAAAAAAAAGGUGAGAGAUGGAGAGAAUGUUCCCUCCCAAGAAGCCCUCAACUAUGAAUUCCCAUGACAGACCCAUGUGUGUUCAAGGAGACUCAGGUCUUGUUCUCACAACAGACCCAAAACCUCGCCUCCGCUGGACCGUCGAGCUCCAUGAACGCUUUGUUGAUGCUGUCACUCAGCUCGGAGGCCCUGAUAAGGCUACUCCUAAAACCAUCAUGAGGGUGAUGGGUGUGAAGGGUCUCACCCUUUACCACCUUAAGAGCCACCUUCAGAAAUUCAGGCUUGGCAAGCAGCCCCACAAGGAAUUCAAUGAUCACUCGAUUAAGGAUGGUAUGAGAGCUUCGGCUUUAGAACUGCAACGAAACACUGCCUCCUCUUCUGCCAUGAUCGGCCGCAACAUGAAUGAGAUGCAAAUUGAGGUGCAGAGAAGACUGCAUGAACAGCUUGAGGUCCAGAAGCAUCUUCAGCUAAGGAUUGAGGCUCAAGGGAAAUACAUGCAGAGCAUAUUGGAGAAGGCAUAUCAAACACUUGCAGGUGAAAACAUGGCCUCUGCAGCCACCAACUUGAAGGGUAUAGGACCUCAAACCAUCCCUGACAUGGGAAUCAUGAAAGAGUUUGGUUCCCCUCUUGGUUUCUCUUUUCAAGAUCUUGACCUUUAUGGAGGUGGUGGUGGUGACCAGCUUGAGCUUCAGCAAAACAUGGAGAAACCACCCCUUGAUGGGUUCAUGCCAAUGAAUCAUGAGAACCUGUGUCUGGGGAAAAAGAGGCCUAACCCUUAUAGUGGUAACAAUGGGAAGAGCCCUUUGAUGUGGAGUGAUGAUCUCAGGCUUCAAGAUUUGGGAUCAUGCCUUCAAGAUGAUCCUUUCAAAGGUGAUCAUCAUCACCAGAUUCAGAUUGCACCACCAUCAUUGGAUAGAGGCACUGAAAUGGAUCCAAUGUCAGAGAUCUAUGACUCAAAGCCUGAAGAGAAGAAAUUUGAUGCAUCAAUGAAACUUGAAAGGCCAUCACCAAGAAGAGCACCACUUGGAGAAAGGAUGAGUCCUAUGAUCACUACUGGUACCAUGGCUCAAGGUAGAAGCUCACCAUUUGGCUGAGAUUAAUCUUAAUUAAUUAGUUUUGAGAAUCAUUAAUUUUCUCAUGUGAUGUGUAAUUUGACAUGAUGUGAAACUCUCUUAAGUAUGAUACCUAGGGUUUUGAAUUUGGUCUUUGGUUGGGAAUCUGCAGUUCAUAUGAGGGUUAUUUGACUUAUUUCCUCCUCUCAAAGUACUGUUAUAUGGUAUAAUGCCUUUGCAUGGCAACCCAAUGUCUUAUUCUAACUAAUGUAAUUAAAGCACGUAUGCUUGUGCUUAAUAUUGUGAGCAUUCUCACUCUUUUACAUCUACCA